Molecule: messenger RNA, 5245 nt
Organism: Oncorhynchus nerka (sockeye salmon)
Lineage: Eukaryota; Metazoa; Chordata; Actinopteri; Salmoniformes; Salmonidae
Product: dual oxidase 2-like
Exons: 34
Coding region: 179-4801 (1540 amino acids)
Biological process (GO): defense response; superoxide anion generation; response to oxidative stress
Cellular component (GO): plasma membrane; NADPH oxidase complex
Molecular function (GO): calcium ion binding; superoxide-generating NAD(P)H oxidase activity; peroxidase activity
Source: RefSeq, a predicted model, not a curated record
GUCUUAGACACACUGUUGACUGUUCUUCCAGAGCACCUUUUCGCUCACCUGGAUGUUUCCUAACUCCGGCUCUUCAGUACGCAUGACAUUUCAUUCUCAAAAUUGGUAGGCUGCACCUCGACAACUCUUGACCGUCUGGGAGCGGGUCUCUACGUGCUGAGGUGAAUCUCUCGCAUCAAUGGAUUUGCGUAAACAGAUGUGGACAAUGCUAGCAGUGCUUUCUCUUAUCGUUCAACAUUCUCAGGCCAAAGUCCCCUGGGAAGUCCAACGAUAUGACGGCUGGUAUAACAACUUAGCUUAUCACAGUCGAGGUGCUGUUGGUUCCCCCUUGGUCCGCCUCCUGCCCGCGCGCUACUCUGACGGGGUCCUCCAGCCGCUCCAGGAGCCACAGCUCCCCAACCCGCGCAGGGUCAGCGAUGUGACGGCCAGGGGCCCCUCGGGCCUACCCUCUGCACAUAACCAGACUGUACUCUCUGUAUUCUUCGGGUACCACGUUGUAUUUGAGAUCCAGGACUCCCGUCCUCCCGGCUGUCCUCCAGAAUUUAUGCACAUCCCUGUCCCAGAGGGAGACCCAGUCUUUGACCCCAACCGUACCGGCCGGGUCCUACUGCCAUUCCAGAGGGGGCCCUGGGAAAAACACUCCAGCCAGAGCCCCAAUAACCCCCGCACUCAGGUGAACCUGGUGACAGCGUGGCUGGACGGCAGCUCUAUCUACGGCCCGUCUAGUUCCUGGUCUGACGCCCUGAGGAGUUUCUCUGGAGGUCUCCUAGCCUCCGGGGAGCAGUGGGACAUGCCCAAGAGGAGAGGGGGCAGUAACCUCAUGUGGAGCGCUGCUGAUCCCUCCACUGGUCAACAUGGACCUGAGGGACUCUAUGAGUUGGGUAACGGCUGGGCCAACGAGAAUGUGUUCACCAUGGCCGAGGGGAUCGUGUGGUUUCGCUACCACAAUUACAUGGCCUCCCGGCUGCGUGAGAAACACCCGUCGUGGUCUGACGAAGACCUGUUUCAAAGCGCCAGAAAAACCGUGGUCGCCACGUUCCAGAAUAUUGCAUUCUAUGAAUGGCUGCCUGGAUUCCUGGGGGAAAAGACAAUGUCUCCAUACCUAGGCUACCAGAAGUUUGUGGAUCCAGGGAUCUCACCUGAGUUUCAGGCAGCUGCCAUACGUUUUGCCUCUACGAUGGCGCCCCCUGGUGUCUUCAUGAGGAACAGAACUUGCCACUUUGAGAAGGUUGUCAACGCCGAUGGGAGCACGUCGCCAGCCAUUCGCCUGUGUAACAGCUUCUGGAACCGGCAGAACCCCAACCUGAAGUCCGGACAGGAUAUCGACCGUCUGAUUAUGGGCAUGACCUCGCAGAUCGCAGAGAGAGAGGACAACGUCAUCGUGGAAGACUUAAGAGAUUAUAUGUACGGGCCUCUGCGUUUCUCGCGGUCGGACUUGGUGGCUCUGACGGUGCAGAGAGGCCGAGACUUUGGCUUGCCCAGCUACAACCAGGUCAGAGAGGGGCUGGGCCUGGUCCCUGUAGAGAGGUGGGGAGACGUAAACCCUCAGCUCAACAUCACCAACCCACAGCUAUUCAGGGACCUUGCAGACCUUUACCAUGGGGACAUUUCUAAACUGGAGUUGUUUCCUGGAGGUCUCCUAGAGUCUGUGGACGGUCCUGGUCAGGUCUUCUCCUCUAUCAUACUGGACCAGUUUAACCGCAUCAGGAAUGGAGACCGCUUCUGGUUCGAGAACACACAGAACGGUCUGUUCUCAGCUGAAGAGCUGCAGGCCAUUCGCAACACAACCUUUCAUGACAUCAUUACAACGGUCACCGGCGCGGAGGCUGAGGACAUACAGAGAAGAGUCUUCUUCUGGAAGGAUGGUGACCCUUGUCCCCAGCCCUCUCAGGUCACGACCUCUGAGCUCCACCCCUGCACCAACGCCACCAAGCUCAACUACUUUGACGCGGGGAGUAAAGCUGGCUUCGGCAUCCUAGUCAUCUGCCUGUUCCUCUUUCCCGUUGUGAGCUUCCUCAUGGCUCUUGUGGUGGCCUACUUCAGAAAGUCCAAGUUUAAGAAGUUCCAGAAGAGAGGAGGAGCUCACGACACAACAAAGGAGCCCCCUGCUGGAAUCACAGCCUGUGAGUGGCAGGGCCCUAAGAAGCCCUUACGUCCAGUCAAUCUGUUGGUGGAUGAUAAGAGGAGACUGCAGGUGUUUGACCAGUCUGGACCCGCUCAACGGUCACUCAGCCUUGGUUCCCAGACCCACCUGGACGUCCUGCUGUCCAGUGACUAUUACUGCAGGGCUCUGCUGAUGAAAGUACCCAAAGAGUAUGAUCUGGUGCUGUACUUUGAGGACGAGGGCCAGCGUGGAGAGUUUGUCCGGUAUCUUCGCUCUGAGGUGACAGACGACGGACAGGAGCUGGCGGUGAGGGACAUGACAGAGAAGGACCUACUGAGAGAGGCAGUGACCAGAGACCAGAGGACUCAGAUAGUUGAGACCUUCAUCAGGAGUGCCUUUGCCAAGGUCCUGGAGAUAGAGAGGGCUGGUGUCAGAGACCUGAGUGGUGCGUCCUGUAGGAAGACCCGGGAAGCCCUGCAGACUGAGCUGACAGGAACUGAGUUUGCCGACGCUCUGGGACUCAAACCAGACUCGCUCUUUGUCAACUCCAUGUUCACGCUGGCCGACAAGGACGGAAACGGAUACCUCUCCUUCCAGGAGUUCCUCGAUGUCAUCGUCAUUUUCAUGAAAGGUUCACCAGAGGAAAAAUCCAAACUGAUGUUCUCGAUGCACGACGUUGACGGAGACGGUUUCUUAUCAAAAGAGGAAUUUUCCGGACUACUUCGGUCAUUCAUAGAGAUCUCCAGCAGCCUCCUGUCUAAAGGCCAGGCUGAGGAGGCUAUCCAAGCCAUGCUACAGGCCGCGGGCUUCAACGACAAGGAACAGAUCACCUGGGAGGACUUCCACUUCUUGCUCCGGGACCACGAGAAGGAGCUGAAAUUUGCCCAGCUCAACAUUAAAGGGAUGGAAAAGGAGGGAGGAAACAGACUGAGUCGAAACCAACGUGUAUCUUUCAUCACCCCAGAGAGGAACGGCUCGCCCUUAGAAGGGGACACGCAGUUCUCCAGCAGCCUGGGGAAAGACGGACAAGAGCUUCGUAGACGACAAAGGAAAAGAUCGGGCCUCCAGAGUCCUAAAGUGUACGUGAAACCGAAGAAGGAUCGCUCCGGCAGGAACGCCGUCCAGCAGAAGAUGCAGCACUUCAAACGUUUCAUAGAGAACUACCGUCGCCAUAUUGUCUGUUUCACCAUCGUCUACGGCAUCACAGCUGGAGUGGCGCUGGAGAGAUGCUACUACUAUGGUUUGCAGGCAGACUCUUCGGGCGUGCCGGAGACGUCGGCGGUGGGCAUAGUGGUGUCGCGUGGUUCGGCGGCGGCCAUCUCCUUCCUGUACCCCUACAUGUUGCUGACGGUGUGCCGUAACCUCAUCACCCUGGGACGAGAGACUUUCCUCAACCGAUACAUCCCCUUCGACGCAGCUAUAGACUUCCAUCGCUUCAUGGCCAUGUCCGCCAUCUUACUCACAGUCACCCACUGUCUGGGUCACGUGGUGAACAUCUACGUGUUCUCGGUCAGUGACCUCAGCAUCCUGGCCUGUCUGUUCCCCAGGGUCCUAGCCAACAACGGGUCUGAGAUGCCGAUGAGAUGGUCGUGGUGGUUCUUUCAGACAGUUCCAGGAAUGACGGGCAUCCUGCUUCUGUUCAUCUUUGCGUUUAUGUACGUCUUCGCCUCACACUACUUCCGACGAAUCAGCUUCCAGGGAUUCUGGCUCACACACUACCUCUAUGUGGUUAUCUACAUCCUGACGGUGGUCCACGGUAGCUACGCUCUGCUUCAACAGCCUAGUUUCUACAUCUACCUGAUCCCUCCGGCUCUGCUCUUCCUCCUGGACAAACUCAUCAGCCUCAACAGGAAGAAGGUGGAGAUCCCUGUGGUCAAUGCUACAUUGCUGCCCUCAGGUGUGACCUUUCUGGAGUUCAAGCGUCCCCAGGGUUUCAUGUACCGCUCAGGCCAGUGGGUGAGGGUGGCGUGCCUGACGCUUGGCACCGAUGAGUACCACCCAUUCACCUUGACGUCAGCUCCACAUGAGGAGACCCUCAGCCUUCACAUCCGCGCUGUAGGCCCCUGGACCAGCCACCUCCGAGAGGCGUACACCCCCGACAACCUGGAGCAACUAGGAACAUAUCCAAAGCUGUACCUGGACGGGCCGUUUGGGGAGGGCCACCAGGAGUGGACGGACUUCGAGGUGUCAGUCCUGGUGGGAGGAGGGAUUGGAGUCACCCCCUUCGCUUCCAUCCUCAAAGACCUGGUCUUUAAGUCCUCCGUCAAGUUUAAGACCCAGUGUAGAAAAGUGUACUUUAUCUGGGUGACUCGUACGCAGCGUCAGUUUGAGUGGGUGUCUGACAUCAUCCGGGAGGUGGAGGAGCAGGACAGUGUGGAUCUGGUCUCUGUCCACAUCUACAUCACACAGCUGGCGGAGAAGUUUGACCUGCGAACCACCAUGCUGUACGUGUGCGAGCGUCACUUCCAGAAGGUGUGGAACAGGAGCCUCUUCACCGGCCUGCGCUCUGUCACCCACUUUGGCCGUCCACCAUUCGUCUCCUUCUUCAGUUCUCUGCAGGAAGUGCAUCCUGAGGUGGGUAAGAUCGGUGUGUUCAGCUGUGGUCCUCCUGGUCUCACUAAGAACGUAGAGAAGGGCUGCCAACAGAUGAACAAGAGAGACCAAGCUCAUUUCAUACAUCACUAUGAAAACUUCUAAACUUGUCCAACACUACUAGGGAUUUCUGCCCUUACCAGGGACAUACUAGGGGUUACAAUACACACAACACAUGUUACUAUGGGAAAUAAGAAUAUAAUAAUAAUAUAAUAAUAAUUACCGUGGGUAUCUAUGUCUUUCUUAACGUUGUUUUUUUGUACCGUGCAUCUGAAAGUAACAGGAUGUGUGUAUAUAUAUAUAUAUAUAUAUCUUCUAAAUGUAAAGUUGCUACACUACUGUACAACAAAACAGCACUGCUCGGGAUUUCUGUCCCUCAAGCAGAGAUGGAGAAUGCUAUAUACACACAACAUUGGGAUACCAUUUUUUAGAAAGAACAGUUUAUGAUUCAUUCAGACUAGAUUUAUGAUUUACAAAUGAUUUACAGUGAAAAUAAAAGUUGUAAUUCAACAAUAUAAUACAAUUAAAUAUGUUUCUCUUUCAAGACUG